Messenger RNA from Oryctolagus cuniculus (rabbit), 5400 nucleotides. RefSeq names its product golgin subfamily A member 2. Gene Ontology annotation, biological process: Golgi organization. Gene Ontology annotation, molecular function: protein binding. Gene Ontology annotation, cellular component: Golgi apparatus; cis-Golgi network; Golgi cis cisterna. Lineage: Eukaryota; Metazoa; Chordata; Mammalia; Lagomorpha; Leporidae. The record is from RefSeq and is a predicted model, not a curated record.
CUGGCUCAGUCACACAGCUGCGCGGUAGCUGCCGGAAGCAGUUCGCAUUGGCUGCCGGGAUCGCGGUGAUGUGGCCCCCCCUGCCCCCGCCCCCUCCCCGCCCCGCGAUGUCGGAGGAAACCCGACAGAGCAAAUUGGCUGCGGCCAAGAAAAAGCUCAGAGAGUAUCAGCAGAAGAACAGCCCUGGUGGUCCCGCAGCAGGAAGGAAGAAGAAGAAACUGAAAAAUGGCAGCAGCCCCGAGACAGCCCCUGCUGGGGGCUGUCACCCCACCGAGGAUAUUCAGGACAUUCUGAAGGUGCUGGUGUCCGACCUUAACCGUUCCAAUGGGGUAGCGCUGCCCCCAUUGGACAAGUGGAAGGCGCCCAACGACUGUGCGGCUCCUGCAGCACCCUCUGCUGAUGCCACCGUGUUACCUGGCGGUGUAGCGUCCCCUGGCACUAGUCUAACCAGCACGGCGCCGACUCAGAACCAUGCUGCUGACCAUGGCCCUGCCCUCAUAGAUGAGACCAAGACUUUGUCAUCCACGGAGAGCCUGCGUCAGCUUUCUCAGCAGCUCAAUGGUCUUGUGUCCGAGUCCACAUCCUACCUCAAUGGAGAGGGCCUCACGGCUUCUAACAUGAAGGAUCUGGAGAGCCGGUACCAAGAGCUGGCAGUAGCCCUGGACUCCAGCUAUCUAACAAACAAACAGCUCAGUAACACCAUAGAGGAAUUGAAACAACAGAACCAAGAAACUCUGGAUCAAGUGGAAAAAGAGAAGAAAGAAUGUCAGCAGAAGUUGGCCAAGGAGCAGGGGGCUUUAAGAGAACAACUGCAGGUUCACAUUCAAACCAUUGGGAUUCUUGUGUCUGAGAAGGCGGAUUUACAGUCGGCCCUGGCUCACACCCAGCAGGCAGCCAGGCAGAAAGCAGGAGAGUCUGAGGACCUUGCUAAUCGCCUGCAGACGACCCGCCAGCGCGUCGGAGAGCUGGAGCGGACGCUGUCUGCCGUCUCCACGCAGCAGAAGCAGGUGGACAGGCACAACAAGGAGUUGACCCAAGAGCGAGAUGCUCUCAAACUGGAGUUAUACAAGAACAACAGAAACAACGAGGACCUGAAGCAGCAGAACUCUGAGCUCCAGGAGAGGCUUCGCGUCCUCGAGACAGAGAAGAAGGCCCUGCAGCUGGGCACGGAGGAGCUGCAGAAGAAGCUGGAGAUGUCCGAGCUGCUGCUGCAGCAAUUCUCUAGUGAGUCUGGCGUCUCUGACGGUAGGCAGCAGCUUCAGCAGGCCAUGGAGGAGCGGGCCCAGCUGGAGAAACACGUGCAACAGCUGCUGGAGACGCAGACACACCUGCGGAUGGACAGGGACCGCUACGCAGAGGGCCUGGAGGAGGAGCGUGCCCUGUGGCAGGAGAAGAUGCAGCAGAUGUCUGUGCAGCUGUGCACGCUGAGGGAGGAGAAGGAGCACGGCCUGAGUCGGGUGCAGGAGCUGGAGACCACCGUGGCCGAGCUCAAGAGCCAGAGGGCGGAGCCUCCCGCCCCGGAGUCCGCAGCGCCCCCCGCGGGGCCGUCGGCGGCGGAGCAGCAGCUGCAGGCGCAGGCUGAGCAGCUGCAGAAGGAGCUGGAGAGCCUGGCGGGGCAGCUGCAGGCCCAGGUGCAGGACAACGCAGGCCUGAGUCGCCUGAACCAGCAGCAGGAGCAGCGGCUGCUGCAGCUGGAGCGGGAGGCGGAGCUGUGGGGCAGCCAGGCCGAGGAGCGCAAGCAGAUCCUGGAGAGCAUGCAGAGCGACCGCGUGACCAUCAGCCGCGCGCUCCUGCAGAACCGGGAGCUCAAGGAGCAGCUGGCCGAGCUGCAGGAUGGCUUCGUGCGACUGAGCAAUGACAACAUGGAGCUCACCAGCUCGCUGCAGGCCGAGCAGCACGUCAAGAACGAGCUGGCCAAGAAGCUCGGCCAGCUGCAGGAGAGGCUGGGGGAGCUGAAGGAGACGGUGGAGCUGAAGAGCCAGGAGGCUCAGAGUCUGCAGCAGCAGCGCGACCAGUACCUGGGCCACCUGCAGCAGUACGUGGCCGCCUACCAGCAGCACGCGGCUGCCUACCAGCAGCUGAGCUCCGAGAAGGAGGCGCUGCACAAGCAGAUUCUGCUGCAGACGCAGCUCAUGGACCGGCUGCAGCACGAGGAGGUGCAGGGCAAGGUGGCGGUCCAGGUGGCUCGCCAGGAGCUGCAGGAGACCCAGGAGCGCCUGGAAGCUGCCGCCCAGCAAAACCAGCAGCUGCAAGCUCAGCUGGGCCUCCUGGGCCUCCCUGGAGAGGGAGAUGGGGAGGAGGAGGAGGAGGAGGAGGAAACUCCCCAGGCCAAAGUGCCCGUCCCAGAAGACCUGGAGAGCCGAGAGGCCGUGGUGACGUUCUUUACGUCGGCUCUCGCCCGAGCCGAGGAAGAGCGGGCCCGGCUCCGCGGGCAGCUGAGGGAGCAGAAGGCUCGCUGCCGGCGCCUGGCUGUCCUUGCCGUGCCAUCGCAGGGGGAGCCCGAGGGGACCUCAGCCGCUGGGACUGGGGGUGACUCUGUGUCUGGGGAGACUCACCAGGCCCUCCAGGGGGCCAUGGAGAAGCUGCAGACCCGCUUUCUGGAGGUGAUGGCGGAGAAGGCGGAGCUCCGAGAGCGGGUAGAGGAGCUAGAACACCGCUGCAUCCAGCUCUCUGGAGAGACGGACACCAUCGGAGAGUACAUUGCCCUCUACCAGAACCAGAGGGCAGUGCUGAAGGAGCGGCACCGGGAGAAGGAGGAGUACAUCAGCCGGCUGGCCCAGGACAAGGAGGACAUGAAGAUCAAACUCCUGGAGCUGCAGGAGCUGGUGCUGCAGCUUGUGGGCGAGCGCAGCGAGUGGCAGGGCCGAGUCCUGGCUGCCGCCCCGGACCGCGCUGACCAUCCCGCUCCUGCGGCCCCAGCCCUGCAGGACGCUGCUGACCCGCAGGCUGGUCUUGGGGAGGUGAGCCUCGCCGACACCGUGGAGCCUGCGCGAGGAGAGGCUGGGGAGGGCUCGUCCACGCAGAACCCUACCGCGCAGCAGAUCAUGAAGCUGCUGCGGGAGAUCCAGCACCCCCAGGAGCGCCCAGGCCUGGGCACCAACCCCUGCAUCCCCUUCUUCUACCGGGCUGACGAGCACGACGAAGUGAAGAUCCUGAUCGUCUAACCCCAGAUGCCCUCAGCCCGGAGAGCCUCGCCCAGUCCUUGCCACACCCCUGCAAGCCACCCCGCCCCCUGCCCCUCCAUCCCAGUUCCCUUCCCUCUUAGAACCCUGAUGGGGAGAGAACGGCCUUCCCUCUUAGAACCCUGAUGGGGAGAGAACGGCCUUCCCUCUUAGAUAGAACCCUGAUGGGGAGAGAACGGCCUCUAGGCUGCCUCUCUGGAGGACCCUCGGGGGCUCCUGGAGCCUCCUCAUUUCCAGCUCCAUCCUCAGAGGCUGUGACCAACGUAGGCAGCGUUUGUGUGGCCCCCAGAACAGCCCAGACCGGGGGGCUCUCCUCUCCUGGGACAGUCAGCCAGGCAGUUUUCAUUGCCCCUCUUGGGCCUACUGUCAGCCUGGCUAGGGUUUAAUCUGGCCGGGACAUCAUGUGGGGGCCUCAGCAGGCACGGACACGAGCAGGCAAGAGCCAUGACCUGGCAGGGACAUCUCCAGUGCAGGCCAGCGUCAGGCGAUGGUCGUCUCCAAGCCACAGGCGUCCGUGGGCGAGGCCAUCUUCAGGCCGGAGAUACUUCAGGCCAGGGUCAUCUUCAGGCCGACAUCAUCUGUGGGUGAUGGCACCUGGGCACAAAAGGCAUCUUCAGGCAAUGGUCAUGGCUAGGCGGGGGCAUCUGGGCCAGGGGCAUCAUGGGUGAGCGUCAUCUCUGGGUUUUGUCACUUACGGGCCAGGGGCAUCAUGGGUGAGCGUCAUCUCUGGGUUUUGUCUCUUACGGGCCAGGGGCAUCAUGGGUGAGCGUCAUCUCUGGGUUUUGUCACUUACGGGCCAGGGGCAUCAUGGGUGAGCGUCAUCUCUGGGUUUUGUCUCUUACGGGCCAGGGGCAGCUAGGCAAGGAUCAUUUUGGGUCAGGGCAUCUUUGGGCGAGGGCAUCUGGGUGAGGGUCGUCACUGGACAAGGGUCACUUCCGGGCCAGGGAUAUCUUAGGGUCAUCUCUGGGUGGGGGCGUCUGGUCGAGGAGGGCAUAUUUGGGCAAGGGUCAUCUUUGGGUGAGGGCAUCUUUGAUGGGGCAUCUCCAGGCCCAGGGAGUCUGGGCAAUAGCAUCUGGACAAGGGCAUGUUCGGGAGGGGGCAGGCUGGGUGAGGUUCCCUUCAGGCCAGGGGGCACCAUGGUCGAGGGCAUCUGGGUGAGGAGGGUGUCUGGGUGAGGGUCAUCUUUAGGCAGGGGCCUUGCUGGGCAAAGGUCACUUCUGGGCCAGGGGCAUCCUGGGCAAGGUCAUUUUCAGGCAAGUGCAUCUGGGCGAGGAGGGCAUCUGGGUGAGGGUCAUCUCUGUGCUGGGGCACCUGGACAAGGGUCACUUCCAGGCCAGGGGCAUCAUGGGUAAUGGUCACUCUGGGCCUGGGGCUUCUCGGGUGAGGUCAUUUUCAGGCACAGGCAUCUGGGUGAGGCAUCUUGGGCAGUGGUCACUUCUGGACCAGGGGCAUCAUGGGUAAGGGUAUUUCGGUGAGGAGGGCAUUAUUGGGUGAGGGUCAUCUCUGGGCAGGGGAUCUGGUCGAGGGUCAUUUUGGGCAGGGCUCACUUACGGGCCAGGGCAUCUCUGGGUGAGGAUCUUCCUCUGGGCGAGGGCUGUCCCUCAUCAGGGAGGCUCCAGUCCCCGAGUCGCAGGGUGGCCUGGGCAAGCUGAGGCUAACUGGAGGCCCGGUCCUUAGCACAGGUGGCGCUCACCUGGCCAGGCGUGGGCCAGCUCUUCACUCCGUGCCUGUGCCCCAGGCAGGCCAGCUGGGAGGCACGGGGUCGGCUGGGGCAGUGAUGCAGGGGCGCCUGUCUUCUCACUAAGAGGCAUCCAGCAGGCAGGGCCGAGGCAGGCGGGGCAGGCAUUCGGGGACUCCCUUUCUUCAGAGGCACUUUGGGGCAGGGCAGCAGGCAGCAUUCUGUCAGGCCCUGUGACCGUUGGGGCUAACUGGAGGCCUGAUGAGGGGACAAGGCUGCCUCCAGGGGGGCCCCCACCCCGCCCCCAUGUACAUAUUGUACUUGUGUACAUUUUGUAUAUUCUGGGGGUAGGGCCGCCCCCUGUAUCAUAGCUGAGGCUGGAGCUCGCAAAUGAGGAGGAGGUCUUAAUACUUCUUUGGGGCUGGGAAACUUUAUUUAUUGAGUCUAUGGCACAGGAAAGAGGCGGAGACAGGGUUGUGGCACCCUGGUGAUGUGGCUCCUGUUACUCUUUUUAUCUUGAAAUAAACAGAUUUAGCCACA